Molecule: messenger RNA, 1077 nt
Organism: Triticum urartu
Lineage: Eukaryota; Viridiplantae; Streptophyta; Magnoliopsida; Poales; Poaceae
Source: RefSeq, a predicted model, not a curated record
AACAGUCCAGUUGAGAGAGACGAGCCCAGGUUCUAAUACCCACCGCUCCAUUCCGAGACAACCAUCACCAUGGCCAAGCCUCACGGCGGCGCCGUCCACACCCCGCGCCCCCGCUCCUCCUCCGGCGCCAAGGCCGUCACCGCCACCACCCCCGCCAACCGCAGCUCCGUGGGCUCCUCCUCGUCCGCGCCCCCCGCCCGCGACCUCGCCAAGGAGGCCGGCAAGCUCCUCACCUACGACGACGACGACGCCGCCUCCGCCGCGCAGCAGCAGCCGGACCCCGCGCUGCCCGAGGGCCUCGCCGUCGCCGACCUCGCGCCGCCGCUCGACCUCCCCGACCCCGACGACGACGCCUCCUCCUCCACCGUCGUCUCCGUCCCUCCCCACGACGCGAUCCCCGCCCCCGACCGCUCCGCCCUCGCCCAGGUGCGUGCGCUUGCCCGCUUCCCGGCCGAUUCCGCUUCGCCGUCGGUUGAAAAUUCAGUCCGCGCCGCGAUUUUGGGCUCCGAUUCGUCUGAUCUCGAGCGCUCUCGGGCUCCUGGGGUCGCACGUCCCGCCGACCCCGACGCCACCGCCACCGUCCUCACGGAGAUGGGGCUGGUCCUGGCGGAGCUGCGGGGUGCCCGGGGCCUGAGCGCGCGCUCGAGAUGCCUCCUGACCGCGCUCGCCGAGGCCGCCGCCGACGAGCUCGACCCCCUCCGCACGCGCCACGCGGCCUUCUGGAGGAAGCUGCGCGUCGGGGUCCUCGCCGCGACGGUCUUCUCCGUGGCCGCCAUGGACGCCGUCCUCCUCGCCGCGCUCCUGGGCGGCCCCCGCGGCAGCGGCAGCCACGCGCUGCCCCCCACCUGAUCGCUUUGCUUCGCCGGUGCCGCCGGCCGCCCCCUGUUUUUAUCCUCGUUCAUCGACCAGUAGCUUGUUAAUUAGCCUUGUUGCACUAGUAUAGCAGUUACGUCGUGAUGAUAAAAUAAUUACUGCACUUAAUAGGAGUAGAUCAGAUGAGAAAGAUGUGGUAAUUUCGUUGUUCCUCCAUCAUGUGGUCGGUACAUUUCACCAUUUCAGUUCAGUUAAUUAGCUUCA